Eruca vesicaria subsp. sativa (arugula) is the source of this 1885-nucleotide messenger RNA. The record is from the annotation of a GenBank genome assembly. NCBI's taxonomy places the organism in Eukaryota, Viridiplantae, Streptophyta, Magnoliopsida, Brassicales, Brassicaceae.
GAAGAACAUCUCUCUCUUUUGCAAAAGAGGAAAAAAAUAAUUUAAAGCUUCUUCUGCAAUCUUCUCCUUCUGUUGAUUUUUUCUUUUAUAUCUCUCAAUCACACAGACCAAAAUCAAAUCACAAUCAAACUGAGAAAUGGAAUCACCACAGAAAACGAAAACCGGUUUAAACCUCCCCGCGGGGAUGAACCAAACCUCCUUACGUCUCGAGACAUUCUCAAGCUCGUUCCGGGGGAUCUCAACUCUCUCCUCACCUUCCAAAUCAACCUGCAGCGACAGAUUCAUCCCUUGCAGAUCGUCCUCGAGGCUCCACGCGUUCGAUCUGCAGGAUAAGGAGCCUACGACGCCGGUUAAAGAGGGAGGGAACGAAACGUACUCGAGACUUUUGAAAUCUGAGCUUUUCGGAUCUGAUUUCGUUUCUCCUUUGUCUUCUCCUGCAGGUGGUCAAGGAUCUGCGUCUUCUCCUAUGAGUCCGUGUACUAGUAACAUGUUGAGGUUCAAGACUGAUCGGUCGAAUUCGAGUCCUUGUUCUCCGUUCUCUCCUUCGAUUUUGGGGAAUGAUAAUGGUUUGUCUAGUGACUCUUCUCCGCCUCCUAAGCCGCCUCGCAAGGUUCCUAAAACUUCUCAUAAGGUAUUGGAUGCACCUUCUUUACAAGAUGACUUCUACUUGAACGUUGUGGACUGGAGCUCACAGAAUGUUCUUGCUGUGGGGCUUGGUACUUGUGUUUAUCUCUGGACUGCUUCAAAUAGCAAAGUGACGAAGUUAUGUGACCUGGGACCUAAUGAUAGCGUGUGUUCGCUUCAGUGGACACGUGAGGGUUCAUAUAUAUCUGUCGGUACAAGUCAUGGUCAGGUUCAGGUUUGGGAUGGAACACAGUGCAAGAGAGUUCGAACAAUGGGAGGUCAUCAAACGAGAACUGGUGUCUUAGCAUGGAACUCAAGGAUCUUAUCCUCAGGGAGUAGAGACAGAAACAUCCUCCAACAUGAUAUCCGAGUCCAGAGUGACUAUGUCAGCAAGCUGGUAGGGCACAAAUCUGAGGUCUGUGGGCUGAAAUGGUCUCAUGAUGAUAGGGAGCUUGCGUCUGGAGGCAACGAUAAUCAGUUGUUAGUGUGGAACAACCAUUCACAACAACCUAUUCUGAAGCUGACAGAGCAUACAGCAGCGGUUAAGGCGAUUACAUGGUCUCCUCAUCAGAGCAGCCUUCUUGCUUCAGGAGGUGGAACUGCAGACAGGUGCAUUAGAUUCUGGAACACGACAAACGGACAUCAGUUAAACAGCAUUGACACUGGAAGCCAGGUCUGCAAUCUGGCGUGGAGCAAGAAUGUUAAUGAGAUAGUGAGCACUCAUGGAUACUCUCAGAACCAAAUCAUGCUCUGGAAGUAUCCAUCCAUGGCAAAGGUUGCAACGCUUACAGGACACAGUAUGAGAGUACUAUACUUGGCUACAUCACCUGAUGGACAGACUAUAGUGACUGGAGCAGGAGAUGAGACCCUAAGGUUUUGGAAUGUCUUCCCUUCAGUGAAAAUGCAGACACCGGUGAGGGACACAGGCCUCUGGUCAUUAGGGAGGACACAAAUUCGAUAACAGUCAUGUUCUUCAACCUUUAAAUUUGUUAUUUUCAUUAUUGUGUAUGAGAGAGGAGACAUAUACUAUUGCACAGAGAGACAGAUAGAGAAGCUGCAAUGUAAUCCGCAAAAUAUGCAUUCUAUUUAUUUUAUUCUUUUCUGAUCAUUUCUAAACUAUAAAAGAAAAACAAGAGGUGCCAUUUUGAAUGAAAUGUUUUUUUUGUUUGUUUGUGAGUGAAAACCCUUGCAAAUCAAGUAGAUUUCUUGAGAUGAUGAUCUUGUAAGCUUUUGGCGUCUAGAACUAAAAGGAACAGUAAAC